UAGCAACAAAAAUUUACUUUGUCAGUUACAAGCGAAUUAUAACACUAAAAGCUAUUACAGUAAUUUGCAACAAUUUAACAUAGAUUUAAGAUAACCAAGAUUACUGAAGAACACUGAGUUCAGUCUGAUGUAGAACUAGCCUUACUCUAUUGUGAGUAGCCUAUCUAUGUAUAUGUUCAACCCAUUGUUACUGCCUAAAUUACCUAAACUUGACCCAUUUAAAACUGUGAAUUGUUAUUCAUAGCGUAGUCUUCGCUGGAGUGUUAACCAGUUAGUCGGGCUUUUGGAUUUUUUUAAUUAAUCAAUUUGGUGAUCGAUAACACAAGUCUUGAAUUUGUAAGGUAGUUACAAAAAUCACCUGGAUAUAUCAAAGUACCGUCAAUUCUGUGACAUGUUACUAAGGGAAAUAUUGAAAGCAAUGAUUUUUAAUUGCUGGCUAAGGAAUUUAAUCUUAUUAUUAAACUACAGUACCUGUCGAACUGACGUUCAAGAAGAUGCAGUACAAGAAAAUGUAACGAUGACAAAAAUACUGCCGAAGGUAACAGGAAAGUUUCAUACGACUAUGAAAGCAGUCGGCUUAUAUCAAUAUUUGCCAAUAUCUGAUAAGAACAGCCUUAUUGAUAUGGAAUUAAAAUUACCAACAGUAGAAAAAACUGAAGUAUUAGUGGAAGUUAAAGCUAUUUCAGUUAAUCCUAUAGAUACAAAAAUCAGAGCACCAAAGCCUUAUAUUGAAACUUAUCCUAGAAUUCUUGGUUGGGAAGGAGCAGGUACAGUCGUUGCUACAGGUAAAGAUGUUAAUAUUUUUAAUUUAGUAGACGACGUAUACUUUACUGGGGACUUGCGCAGAAAUGGUUCAAAUGCCCAAUAUGUAGCUCUCGAUCAAAUAUUCAUUGGUCCAAAACCAAAGAACCUGACCUUUGAACAAGCGGCUGCUAUGCCAUUCACAACCGUUACAGCUUUCGAAGCACUUUAUGAUCGACUUUUACUUACUAAUAAAGAUAAAGGUAAGUCGCUACUUAUAAUAAACAGUAGCGGGGGAGUUGGCGCCAUAGCUACACAGUUGGCUGCUUAUUUGAAACUCAAAGUGAUUGGAACAGCUUCAAGUAUCGCAACGGAAGAAUUUUCUAGAAGAAACGGUGCACAAAUUGUGGUAAAUCAUACAACAGAUUUGCUUCCACAACUGGAAGCUAAAGGAUUUGGUAAUGGAGUUGACUACAUUUUGGUUAACGAUAAUCCUUACCCAUACUGGGAUGUCUUAAUAAACGCUAUUAAACCUAAAGGGAAAAUAUGUAUCAUUGUUGAAAAUAGUGGAAUGGUAGACAUAAAGCCACUUAAAGACAAAAAGGUAACAUUAAUGUCCGAGAUGAUGGCCACAAAAAUGAACUAUGAUAUCAAAGACAAAGGUAGACAUCAUGAGAUUUUAAAGAUUGCAUCCAAAAUGUUCGACAAUGGUACACUAACGCCGACUCUCACAAAAACAUUGGCACCAAUUAACGCUGCCACUUUACGAGAAGCUCAUAGACUUAUAGAAGAAAAACGUUUACUUGGAAAAUUAGUUCUAUCAGGAUUUUAAAAUAAUACACAAACAUAUUUU
Messenger RNA from Papilio polytes (common Mormon), 1594 nucleotides. RefSeq names its product zinc-type alcohol dehydrogenase-like protein SE_1777. Gene Ontology annotation, molecular function: oxidoreductase activity; zinc ion binding. Bases 392 to 1573 code for a protein of 393 amino acids. NCBI's taxonomy places the organism in Eukaryota, Metazoa, Arthropoda, Insecta, Lepidoptera, Papilionidae. The transcript has a single exon. The record is from RefSeq and is a predicted model, not a curated record.